AUGCCGAAGCAGAAACCACAUCUUGCUGCCAUUUACUGCCGUGUUUCUUCGAAAGCAAACAAAGACAGUGCAAGCGUGGGUCGUCAAAAGAAGGCCUGCCAAGAUGUAUGCUCCAAAAUGCAGUGGAAAGUCGUCAAGAAUGUGGCAGAGGUCGUCAGUGGAUCACUGCCGAAGGAUCAGCGGCAGACAUUUUGCAGCUUGCUGCAAACCUGUGCCAAGCGUGGCAUCAAGAACUUAGUGGUUGAGGGUGCUCGCACAAUAGCUCGCAGUGCAAAAACAUGUGAAGAAUUCUACGAGAUGAGCAAAAACUCUGGCAUCAAGAUCACAGCGGCAGACAUUCCCACAUUAUAUGAAGAUUCCGAAGGCAACGCCGCCAAGGCUUUCUUGCGUCAUGUACUAUUUGGCUAUGUGCAAUUAGAGCGUGAUAUGCUCGUCCAUCGAUUGCAGGAUGGGCUCAAAAAGAAGCGUCAUGAAGCUGAGGUCGCAGCUCGCAAGGGCGUUUCGGGCCUUGCCAGAUCACAGCAUGGAAAGGUCAAGAUCAAUGGUCGGCGCUCUAUCUUCGAGAACAAGAAAUGGAGCAAAAAGAAGAUUCAGAGCCAGCUUGGGAAUAUCUUCCGUCAGUAUGCCAAAGGAAAGAUCAGUCUGAGGCUUAUGGCCAGUGAGAUAUCUGCCAAGAUGAAGCUCCAAAAUAAGAUUGCACACGAGACUGCUCGCAGGAUGUUCCAAGCUUGGGGCCGUUGA
Messenger RNA from Symbiodinium necroappetens, 741 nucleotides. The record is from the annotation of a GenBank genome assembly. NCBI's taxonomy places the organism in Eukaryota, Dinophyceae, Suessiales, Symbiodiniaceae.